GUACACAAAGAUGGCGGUUGAACGGGAAGUUUGUCAAUUUGGGUUGCAGCUAAAGUAGAAAUGAAAACGUUUGUUCCUGUAAACGUUUAUAGUUGAUCUAAAUUAAUGUAGUAUUUAUCUAAAAGGUGUUAUAUUUGUGAAAAAUGGCUUCGUGGGCUGGGUUUUCGGAGGAAGAAUUGCGGAAGAUACAGCAGAAAGGCGAGCCGAGUGAGAGUGUAGUCGCUUCGUUUGGCCGCGGGCGGAGAUCCGCUCCUACUAACCGGAGCAGGCAGCAGCUGCAGCGGGAAAAGGCUCUGCAGAUGGCCGCGAAGCAGAAAGCGGCUCUGAGCGACGCUCCGCUGGCUCCUGAGCAGCAGCUUCAACCCGCUGCUUCACCCCAAACAAACCCAGACACAGGACCAAAGCAAGGGUUCCAGCAGCCGGAACCGGAAACUACUGUCACUCCCAACUCAGAAGAUCCGCCUGCAGCAGUGAAGGAGCUGGACAAAAAGGAAGUGGAAUUACGAGAGAAGACCCGUCUGCAGCACCUUCAGUGGGAGCAGCGAAUGAUGGAAGAGAAGAAUAAAAGAAUCAAAGCGCUCCUGGCCAAGACCAUUGCUGAAAAAUCGAAGCAGACGCAAGCUGAAGCGGUGAAGUUGAAGAAAAUCCAAAAGGAGCUCCAGGUUCUGGAUGAUUCGGUGUCCAGCGAUAUCGGUGUCCUCAGGAAGCUGAUCGAGCAGGCCAGCCUGGAGUAUUCCAUAGCAUGGAAGCGCUUGGAAAAGGCAGAGGCGGAGUACGUGGCAGCCAAGCUGGACCUGCACAAGAAGACCGAGACUAAGGAGCAGCUCACGGAGCACCUCUGUGCCAUCAUCCAGCAGAACGAGCUGCGCAAGGCACGCAAGCUGGAGGAGCUGAUGCUGCAGCUCGAGCUCAGCACAGAGCAGGCAUCCCAGGGGGCGCAGGAGGAGGGGUGUGAGGAGAGAGAAGGCCCCGCCCACGCUGCUGCUUUAGUUAACGAAACUAGUGAUGGCCAGAUGCAAACAGACGUCACCGAUAUUAGUGUGGAGAGUCCCGGUGCUGCGACUGUAGUAAAGACGAGUGGAGGUCAGGAGAGGGAACUGAUCACAGACACUGCGAGUGGCGAGGGCUAGUCUCUCAGACGUUAUUACAGAUACACGGUAUGGGGCUGCUUCCAAGUGUAGAUGAUCGGUACACUUCAUAAAUAAUCCUUUAGUAUGAUUACCUUAUUAGUAAUGAUAGUAGAAGAUGUAGAUCUAGUAUUAUUUAUUAUGGUGGAGGGAGAGAGAAGAAACCAGGCUGCAGAUUAAAGCGUUAACAAAACAGUUAAUGUUCUUAAGGUGUUUUCAUUCAUAGGAGAGCACAAUAAACUUACUAAAGAGUUUCCAUUGCUGGCUGCAGCUUCAAUUUUACUCCAAAUGCCAUCUGACAACUUGUGUAACACUACACUCGAUAGUUUAUAUGAAAAUUUAAUUAUUGAGCAAUUUCACGAACACUGCUGAAAUGUAUGACCGUGUAUUAGGGCCAUUGUAGGGUUAAAAAAACAGAGCUGGGUGACGAGGUAAUAAUCUGAGAAAAAGCUAAGAAAUUCUCAGAUUAAAGUUGAACAAUUUGCAAGACAAAACUCAGAAAUUCUCUUGAGAUGCUAAUCACAAACUUGCGAAGGGGGGGGAGCAGUUCUGAGAUUAAAAAGUCACAAAUUUACAAGAAAUAAACUUUGAAAACAAUUUAAUGCUUCCUGGCUGCAGUGCAUUCUGGGAAAUGUAGGUGAAACUCUUAGUGCUUUAUUCUUUUAUAGUGUGCAAUCGAAGAGGAAAGACUGCCUUCCCAAGAAAACUCAGCUCAGCCGGGGCGUCAGUGGUGUGAUCACAUUGAUCCAACUUUGCAAAGUGAAGAGAUCUGGUUCCUUUCAACAACAAAAAAAAACCAAACACUAUCCCCCCUCCCUUUUUUUUUUUUUUUAAAUUGUGAAUUUAUGACUUUUUAACUCAGAAAUUCUUUGAUUCCCCCCA
Messenger RNA from Neoarius graeffei (lesser salmon catfish), 2009 nucleotides. It is a transcript of the gene gorab, whose product is annotated as golgin, rab6-interacting. The coding region runs from base 144 to 1130 and encodes 328 amino acids. The transcript has 5 exons. NCBI's taxonomy places the organism in Eukaryota, Metazoa, Chordata, Actinopteri, Siluriformes, Ariidae. Gene Ontology annotation, biological process: non-motile cilium assembly. The record is from RefSeq and is a predicted model, not a curated record.